Messenger RNA from Perognathus longimembris pacificus (Pacific pocket mouse), 1585 nucleotides. RefSeq names its product uncoupling protein 2 (gene Ucp2). The record is from RefSeq and is a predicted model, not a curated record. The coding region runs from base 393 to 1322 and encodes 309 amino acids. Gene Ontology annotation, molecular function: oxidative phosphorylation uncoupler activity. Gene Ontology annotation, biological process: response to cold; adaptive thermogenesis; mitochondrial transport. The transcript is spliced from 8 exons. Lineage: Eukaryota; Metazoa; Chordata; Mammalia; Rodentia; Heteromyidae. Gene Ontology annotation, cellular component: mitochondrial membrane.
CGUUCCGCCUCUGCCGGCUCCGACGCCACUCCAAGUCCCGCCCGUGGUGCCAGCGGAUCCAGUGCCGUCCGCGCCACCUUCCCGCGCGUCCGCCGGCUGACAGCUGCUAGCACUCGAGUGUUCUCCCUGCGGUCCGAACACAUAGUAUGAUCUUUAGGUGUUUCGUCUCCUGGCCUUCAUUUUCUAUGGAAAAUCAAGGGGACCGGGCUAUGACAGCCACUGGCAAUUUUGAAGAAAGGGACGCUUUUAGAGAAGCUUGAUCUUGGAGGCCUCGGUGUGAGACCUCAGAAAGCCAGAUUCUGGCAGAGUUCCUCUAUCUCGUCUUGCUGAUUGAAGGCAUCCCCUUCUCCAGUUCUUCUCCAUCUCCUGGGAGGUAGAAGGAAAUCCGAAUCAUGGUUGGGUUCAAGGCCACAGACAUGCCCCCUACUGCCACUGUGAAGUUCCUGGGGGCUGGCACGGCCGCCUGCGUGGCAGACCUCAUCACCUUUCCUCUGGAUACCGCCAAAGUCCGGCUGCAGAUCCAAGGAGAAAGUCAGGGGGCCGUGCGCGCCGUGGCCAGCACCCAGUACCGCGGCGUGCUGGGCACCGUGCUGACCAUGGUGCGCACCGAGGGCCCGCGCAGCCUCUACAGCGGGCUGGUGGCCGGCCUGCAGCGCCAGAUGAGCUUCGCCUCCAUCCGCAUCGGCCUCUACGACUCCGUCAAGCAGUUCUACACCAAGGGCUCUGAGCAAGCCGGCAUCGGGAGCCGUCUCCUGGCAGGCAGCACCACAGGUGCCCUGGCGGUCGCCGUGGCCCAGCCCACCGAUGUGGUGAAGGUCCGCUUCCAAGCUCAGGCCCGGGCUGGAGGCGGCCGGAGGUACCAAAGCACUCUUGAUGCCUACAAGACCAUUGCUCAUGAGGAAGGGUUCCGGGGACUCUGGAAAGGGACCUCUCCCAAUGUUGCUCGCAACGCCAUUGUCAACUGUGCUGAGCUGGUGACCUAUGACCUCAUCAAGGACACCCUCCUAAAGGCCAACCUCAUGACCGAUGACCUUCCUUGCCACUUCACUUCCGCCUUUGGGGCGGGUUUCUGUACCACCGUCAUCGCCUCCCCCGUCGAUGUGGUCAAGACGAGAUACAUGAACUCUGCCUUGGGCCAGUACAGCAGCGCCGGCCACUGUGCCCUUACCAUGCUCCAGAAGGAGGGGCCCCGAGCCUUCUAUAAGGGGUUCAUGCCCUCCUUUCUCCGCCUGGGGUCCUGGAACGUGGUGAUGUUCGUCACUUACGAGCAGCUGAAGCGAGCCCUCAUGGCCGCCUGCGCUGCCCGCGAGGCGCCCUCUUGAGCCGCCGCCGCUGACCCGAAGCCUCUGGCUUUCAAUUCCACUCCACCCAGGCCCUGCUCCCCACUUCCUCCUUCCCCUCCCUGUCUUCACCAUAUCCCACCCCCUCCGUCCCUCUCUCUUUCCCUCCCUCCCACACCUCUUGUUUGGCUCAGUGCUGGUGGAGGUGACCCCCAUCCGACAGCCGGGAGACCUAAAGCCUCAGUCCUGACCCCCAAGCCCAGCCCAGCCAGCCUGCCCCCCAUAAAGCCAGCUCAACCUCGGUG